This is a messenger RNA of Onychostruthus taczanowskii (white-rumped snowfinch), 3878 nucleotides long. It is a transcript of the gene NPNT, whose product is annotated as nephronectin. The coding region runs from base 198 to 2072 and encodes 624 amino acids. Gene Ontology annotation, cellular component: membrane. Gene Ontology annotation, molecular function: calcium ion binding. The record is from RefSeq and is a predicted model, not a curated record. NCBI's taxonomy places the organism in Eukaryota, Metazoa, Chordata, Aves, Passeriformes, Passeridae. The transcript has 13 exons.
GGCAGGCGGGCGGGCAGGGACCGGGAGAAGGAGAGGGGAAGGGAGUGCGCCGAGCUCGCCGCCGCCGCCCCGGAGCUGUGGCAGCGCGGCCGGCCUGUGGGCGGCAGCCGGACCCCCGCCCGCCCGGCAGCGGGAGCGCCUCCGCCACCGCCGCCCGCCCGGGGCCGCCUCGGCGGCCAGCGGAGACCCCGCCGGCCAUGGAGCUCUCCCUGCGGCUGCUCCUGGCGUCCUGCCUCUCGCUGGGGGCGGCCGGGGAAUUUGACAGAAGGUGGCCCAGACAAAUGGUCUUGUCAGCAGGACUGUGUCGCUUUGGAAGCAGAAUUGACUGCUGCUGGGGCUGGGCCCGAGUGGCCUGGGGACAGUGCCAACCAUUCUACGUCUUAAGGCAGAGAAUAGCCAGCCUAAGGUGCCAGCCCAAAGCUAUAUGCCAGCCAGGGUGCAAACACGGUGAAUGCAUUGGGCCAAACAAGUGUAAGUGCCACCCAGGAUACACUGGAAAAACCUGCAACCAAGAUCUGAAUGAGUGUGGACUAAAGCCGCGGCCGUGCAAGCACCGGUGUAUGAACACGUACGGCAGCUACAAGUGCUACUGCCUGAACGGCUACAUGCUAAUGCCAGAUGGAACGUGCUCAAAUGCCCUUUCCUGCCUGAUGGCAAACUGUCAGUAUGGCUGUGACGUGCUGAAAGGGGAGGUGCGCUGCCGCUGUCCUUCUCCAGGGCUGCAGCUUGGGCCUGAUGGCAGGACUUGUGUCGAUAUUGAUGAAUGUGCUACUGGGAGGGUUCUCUGCCCACGAUUCCGGCACUGCGUCAAUACCUUUGGGAGCUACAUUUGCAGGUGUCAUAAAGGCUUUGACCUGAUGUACAUUGGAGGCAAAUACCAGUGCCAUGAUAUAGAUGAAUGUUCCCUUGGCCACCACCAGUGUGGUAGUUUUUCACAUUGCUACAACACUCCAGGAUCCUACAAAUGCAAAUGUAAAGAAGGGUACAGAGACAAUGGAACAAACUGCAUACAAAGGCCAGUGACCAGGCCGACAGCUCGUCCGACACCUGGGCCAACAACUCAUCCUGCACCCAUGCCAACAACUCGUCCAACACCCAUGCCAACAACUCGUCCAACACCCAUGCCAACAACUCGUCCAACACCUGGGCCAACAAUUCGUCCUACACCCGUGCCAACAACUCGUCCAACACCUGGGCCAACAAUUCGUCCUACACCCGUGCCAACAACUCGUCCUACACCUGUGCCAACUCAACCAGCACCCAGGACAAGUCGAAUGACACCCAAGCCAACCACGAGGUACAUGCCAGUGACAACAAGGCCGGUCACAACACCAGUGGUGAAGCCUCCACCUCCAACAACACCUCAGCCUACAACAGUGAGACCUACACUACCACCACAAAGAACUCCUCUGGUAACAACUGAAGAGCCUGCACAUGUUCCCAUUGAAACUACAUCUUCCCAAGGAGUUAUAGAUGACAACAGGAUCCAGCCAGAUCCUCAGAAACCCCGAGGAGAUGUGUUCAUUCCACGCCAGCCUGGAGUGAGCAAUAAUCUGUUUGAAAUACUUGAAAUUGAACGAGGGAUUACAGCUGAUGAAUUUGAAGCAAAUGAUGACCCAGGUGUGCUGGUGCACAGCUGUGAUUUUGACAGUGGACUGUGUGGAUGGAUGAAGGACAAAGAUGAUGACUUGCACUGGGAACCAGUGAGAGAUGUGUCAGGGGGACAGUACCUCACCAUCUCCGAUCCCAAAGGGAAAGAAGGAAGAGUAGCACAUCUCAUCCUGCCGUUGGGCCACGUGGCUCAGGCUGGAGAUUUGUGCCUGUCCUUCAGGCAUAAGGUGCCCGGGCUGCAUUCUGGUGCCCUGCAAGUCUUUGUGAGGAGGGGCGGUGCUCACGGCCCGGCUGUCUGGGGGAGAAACGGUGGCCAUGGCUGGAGACAGACGCACAUCACGGUGCCAGGAGCAGGCAUCAGGAGCGUUAUUUUCAGAGGUGAGAAAGCGAAAGGAAGAACUGGGGAUAUUGGACUAGAUGAUGUGAUCUUGAGGAGAGGACGCUGCUCUGGAGAGCAUUAGCCAAGACAAUGGACCAGCAGUCAUCUCCUCUUGCCCUUCUCAUGCAAUUCCCACAAAACUUUGAAACAGAACUGCAUGAAAAAGAAGAAAAUGUGGGAGAGCAGCAACUUCUUAGUGGUCUGCUAAGUGCAAUCUCAUGGAAAUUUCACUUAAAUACAUGGAGAGCACCUCCCAGGAUUGAGGAAAUCCAGUUUCAGGCUGGUUCUUUCUAUUAAUCCUUACCCCUAAAUCAUAUAUUGUAUGUAAUAACUUUGUUCCUUGUUAAGUCUGGUGAGUGCUUGUGGAAAGAGCACUGGUGAAAAAGGGAGAAUUACUUACAAAUGGCAGCAAAAGAAAGCUCCAUCUCUAAGUUUGUGCUAACUGACAGCCAUUAUCAUCCCACACUGCUACCCUUCAUUGAUUAAUUUGUGUGAGUCACAUUGGAUUAGUGAAAGCCUGGACCUGAGCUCUGGCUUACUGCCACUGACCUUUGAAGAAAGGUCUUUCAUAUAUGAAAUAGCAUUUAUUUUGCUGUUGCAUCUGUAUUAACCAAAACCAGUUAGAGAGAGUAGGCAUUGCCUCCUGUAAUAUUGCUACUGCUGUGUUUUGUGUAUAUGUGUAUGGUUAACAUAUUUAUGUUUUUUAGUAUUUACACACUGUAGUUGCAGGGUAAUUGGCAGCUGUACUUUGGUUUUGUACAAGACAGGAGUUCAGCAUCUUCUUCAAUACUGCUGGUCAUGCCAAAUUAUCAAAGUCAGUUAAUGGUGCUCGUUGAAAACUGCUGGUGCAGUAUUUCAUGUGGUAACGUCCUGAAGGCAAAAGACCAAAGGCUCACCUGAUGGAAACUGGCAUCUGAAAAUGCUCCACAAGUUUGCAUCAAGCUCACAAGCAAGCCCUAAAGGGUUCUGAAUCCUGCAAGAAGCUCCUGGUUCAGCUGAAGCAGCCAGGAGAAGUUGAACUUAGACCUUGUAAGGUUGAGCCCACUGCCCCUGCCAGGAAUGAUCCCUUCCCACAGGUGGCACAAGGAAAAAGGGCAGCUGUGUUAACACUGUACAAACCCUUCAGACCGUGAAAUGCCUCCAGUGCUCUUUGGCAAAUGUCCAUACUCUGCCCAAACUUCUGUAUAUAAUAAGCAUUUUAUUCUUUAGAACAACUAUUAGCCCUAGUUGGAACUGAGUAUUUAUCAAAACUUUGGACUAAUUUUAUAGUUAUGUAUCAUGCAUGUGCUGUGCAGUUUCCCAGGGACUUCUUCUGUUUGGUUUGGAAUUUUUUAAGUGGGCAUCAUCAUCACUGCUAGCAAUUCUAAAAUUGACCAAGUAGUUGUAACAUUUAAGAAAAUGAAAAGAGAUUGGUAAAAUGUUGUUAGUGGUGCAGCCUUAAAGCUUCAAAAAAUACAUCUAUAAGAAGUCAACCUCAGUUCUUUUGAAUACUUAAUACAGUAUAAAAUAAAUGUCAGCUGCAUGGCAUGUUCAGUCUUGUACCAAGUUCACAGACACAAAUUUGCAAGACCGUUAGAGGUCAUAUUCCAAAUCCCUGUUCCUGACAAGUCUGAAAAUAUUUUUUCCCAUUCAUCCCCUAGGACAAAACAUGGUGUGUAGAGCAGAAAUGUAUGUGAUCAAACAGAAAGUCUCCUGCAGAACUGUAUCAGCAAAUAUUUUGAAAAGGAAAAAAGAAAUGUGUUUGUAAACAUUAAAUUUUAAACUAUUUUCCUUUGAAUAUGAUUAUGAUCCUUUUAUCUUAUGUUAUUUUGUGAUAUGUCAGAAAUAUCUGUGAAUAGUUGAAAUACCUUUUCCAUAUUUUAAAGUAAUCAGUAAAAGAGACUGUUAC